Aureobasidium melanogenum CBS 110374 is the source of this 1761-nucleotide messenger RNA. RefSeq names its product amino acid transporter. Gene Ontology annotation, biological process: amino acid transmembrane transport. The record is from RefSeq and is a predicted model, not a curated record. Gene Ontology annotation, cellular component: membrane. Lineage: Eukaryota; Fungi; Ascomycota; Dothideomycetes; Dothideales; Saccotheciaceae. The transcript has 8 exons. Gene Ontology annotation, molecular function: L-amino acid transmembrane transporter activity. The coding region runs from base 1 to 1761 and encodes 586 amino acids.
AUGUCUUUCUUUCGACGGUCUGUUCGCGAAAAGAAAGAAGAUUCUGCAACAUCUUCGAGCAACGAUGUCUUUUCUUCGCACGAGAUAGUGUCAACCACAGGCGACCUGAAAUUUGUGGUUGAACAGGGCUGCAAUGGAUCGCAACCAUCUUACCAAGAAGUGUCUGGUGCGCCCGUCGAGACCAAAUCUUCUCUCGGAUAUGCUGUUGGACCCGCGACAAUUGUCUUGAUUAACGUUGGCAAGAUGAUCGGAACCGGUGUCUACUCGACGCCGGCGACUGUACUAAAAGGUACCGGCUCUGUUGGAACCAGUCUAAUCUUUUGGGCUCUGGGGCUCCUUACGUCCGGUACAUCGCUUGCAGUGUAUCUUGAGUAUGCAUCCUACUUCCCGAAUCGAUCGGGCUCAGAGGUCGUGUACUUGGAGCAAGCUUUUCCGCGACCAAAAUACUUUUUCCCCAUUGCCUUCGCUGUCCAGACAGUGAUUUUGUCGUUCAGCAGUGGCAACGCCAUUGUCAUGGCUCAGUAUCUAUUCAAGAUAGGAGACCACACGCCUUCUGCCUGGGAGAAAAAGGGCGUCGCCAUUGCUUGUUAUACGUUGGUCACAUUGUUAUUGAUUUUUCACACCAAAACCUCUUACCGUAUAUCCAAUGCCAUUGGCAUGAUCAAAGUUCUGACAUUAGUGUUCAUCGCCAUCACUGGACUUGUUGUUUUGGGUGGCCACACCAGAGUCCAAGAUCCAGGAGCGAACUUUAGACAUGCGUUUGAAGGCAACGCGACUGGAUACGGCUUGACAAACAGUCUGGUCAAGAUCAUUUUCUCAUAUGCCGGCUAUGAGAAUGCCUUCAACAUCGUUAACGAGAUAAAAAAUCCUGUAAAGACGAUCAAGAGAAAUGCAUCAUACUCUCUGAUCAUUGUGACAGUGCUGUAUAUCCUUGCGAAUGUUGCUUACUUUGCGGCUGUACCAAAAGCCGAUAUCAAGGCGUCAGGUGUGACGGUUGCAAGUCUUUUCUUCACCAAUGUCUUUGGUCAUGCCAAGGGCGUCAAAGUCUUCAACCUGCUUAUUGCUCUGAGUGCAUUUGGAAACCUGAUUGCCGUGCAGAUUGGACAAUCUCGUCUCAUUCGAGAAUGCGGAAGACAAGGAGUGUUGCCAUUCCCAAAAUUCUGGGCAUCCACAAGACCAUUUGGUACACCAAUCGGACCGUAUAUGGUUAAAUGGGCUGUCACAGUUAUAAUGAUCUUGGCACCUCCGGCGGGCGAUGCGUUCAACUUCAUCACAGACCUGCAGACUUAUCCGGCUGCUGCGUUCGCUUUUACUAUGUCGGUGGGAUUGUACGUGGUGCGCUACCGGCGUAAGAAGUUGGGGGUCCCAAGAAGUGAAUUCCGAGCGUGGGACGCUGCUGUGGUGUUUACAAUUCUGCAGAAUCUGUACUUGCUCAUCAUGCCUUGGUAUCCUCCAACAGGAGGAGCAACAGGUGGAGAUGUCAGCUUCUGGUAUGCGACUUACUGCGUCACAGGGAUUGGAAUUCUUCUGCUCUGUGGAGUGUAUUACUACUUGUGGUUGUAUGUGCUGCCCAGAUGGGGCAAGUACCGCAUCAAACAAGAAGUCGUAGUUCUGGAAGAUGGAUCAAGCACCAACUCGCUAGUCAGAGUAGCAUUGAGCGACUUGGAGCAGUGGCGCCAGGCCCAUGAUGCAGCAGGCAGAUUGGUUGUGACGGGUGUUGAGGUCGAAGCGAAGAACGAGGGCCGCUCCGGACAGGUGUAG